AUGGAUGCCGAAAUAGGCAAUGGUAGCAAACAUUAUAAUGUCGGUGAUGUGGUUGUAUUUUCAAACAUCAAAUAUUCUAUUUCCGGUAAUGCUUGGCCAAAGAUAAAGGGUGGUUUUCGUCAAAAUGAGUUAAGGGUCCUAAACAAUGUGUGUGGUGCUAUACGACCCGGGCGACUCACUUUCAUCUUGGGACCAUCUGGUGCCGGAAAAACAUCUCUUCUCCGAAUAUUAGCAGGCCGAAAAAAGCGAGGUGUAAAGGGCUCUAUUCAAGGGGUUGGCAGUAAUGCGGUGUUAGUUGCGCAACAUGCAACUCUCAUUGAUGCUUUAACGGUGCGUGAAACACUACAUUUUGCUGGUGCACUUAAGUUAUCAAGGACGACGAGCUUUGACCGCACAGAAACGAUAGAGAGGAUAUCAUGUCAACUAGGAAUCCGUGAAGUGUUCAACACAAGAACAAGCCGUCUAUCGGGUGGAGAAAGAAAACGGUUAACGAUCGCCUGCGAGCUACUUACUGACCCUCAUAUCAUGUUACUUGACGAACCCACAAGCGGCCUUGAUUCUGUGUCCUCGAUGUCCGUGGUUAAAGCUAUACAAGCAGUGGCCAGAACAGGCCGAACAGUUGCUUGUGUCGUACACCAACCAUCAUCACAACUGUUUACGUUAGCAGAUGAUGUCAUACUUCUCGCAGAAGGGCGAACUUUAUACGCCGGCACUAUAACAGACGUGCCUGACGUAUUAAAGAAGGCUGGGUUGACUUGCCCUCAAUACUACAAUAUUGCUGACUAUCUUAUAGAAAUAGCAAGCAACAAGCAUGUCAAAGGCCAAGCAAUUUUAGAAAAUGAAGCUAAACUCUAUGUUAUGGAAAUGAGAAAAAUUGCCGACCCCUUAAGGAUGGAACAAAAUUUAGAUAUUUCAAAUGAAGCGGAUAUAUUGCUUAAUGUGAACACGCCAUACGUAACCAAUUACACAGCCUCUUAUAUACAACAAUUGAAGGCUCUCUUAUGGCGUGGAUACAUUGGAGCAUUACGAGAUGUCCACUUGACACAGAUACGUUUAGUGACACAUAUGUUAGUGGCACUGUUACUCGGUGCUUUAUAUAAUGGGGCAGGCGAAGAGGCUCAUCGCAUGACUACGAACACCAGUUGCUUAUUCUUCUUCCUACUAUUUCUGUUCUUUUCAAACGCUAUGCCUACUAUACAGAGCUUUCCAGUGGAAUCCACGGUUGUACUUCAAGAACACUUAAACAAAUGGUAUUCCCUGACAAUGUAUUGUGUCUCGAAGAUUUUAGUGGAUUUACCAGUGCAGUUAUUAUGCGCUACAGUUUUUGUAUUCCCCGCGUGGUAUUUAACGUCACAGCCCUUAGAAUUUCACCGGAUGGGUUUAGCGUGGGUCAUAUGCGCAUUGACGACAAUACUAGCCCAAACCUUCGGCUUAGUUAUUGGAGCUGCAUGUGGAGUAAAGCUUGGAAUGUUCGUGAUCCCGGCGGUCAAUAUUCCUAUGUUAAUGUUUUCCGGAUUUUUUAUACCCUAUGACGAAAUGCCAGAUUACCUACGUCCAUUUGCAACGAUUUCUUAUUUCCGUUACGCCUUCGAUGGGUUUUUAUUGACCGUAUACGGAUUUGAAAGGCCUAGCCUUACCUGCCACAAAACAUAUUGUUUCUUUAGACACCCCGUUCAGUAUCUUAAUCACUUAGGACUCUCUCAAAACUUCAACAAUGACAUAAUUAUUUUAAUCACCUGGAUUAUUGCAUUAGAAAUAUCUCUUAUUUGUGUUUUAAGUUUCCCUGCUGAUGAAAAAAGGAAAACGGAGUGGACUAAAAUUAUACAAAGAGCACGGCUAGAAGAGUUUUGGAAACCGUCAAAGCGAAGCGUAGUUUGCUCAAUGCAUUUUGAUGACAAAUAUUUUUAUGAAACAAAGCGAGGUUUCAGAAGGCUUAGGAAGGGAGCUUUUCCAAAUAAGCAUUUGGCCAUGGCAACAACAGCGUCAGAGUUAUGCAUUGAAACAUCUAAAAAUGCUUCGCCUGUUCAAUCAAACUCAGAGAUUGGUGAUGUGAAUAUUUCUGAUUUAGACUAUAUAUUUGAUACGCCGAAAAAAGCGAAACUAAGAUCCCAAUUACGCAGCAAAAAAUUAAUUUCACACUCGCAAAGAUACGAAGAUAACGAUCAGCUAUUUAAUCAAAAUUCAACAUCACCUAUUGAAGAAAAUGGGGGCAGUAUCGCAAAAUUAUUGUCUUCUGAUUUGCCUCAGCUACAAGAUUUGUCAAAAUAUAUCCCUCUUCUGCAUGCGGAAAAAACAGUUUCAAGUGGUUUACCCGGAGAAAAAUUGAUGAAAUUGUUCCUUAAAAGACAUCCGCAAACUACUAAACGGACAGAAGAAGUAAUUUCAAGAGCACGACUUGCAGUGACUGAAGAGUCUCUCAAAAAUUGGUUUAAUGAAGUCCAUGAGCAUCUUGAGUCCGAAAAUCAACUAGAAUUCCUAAAUGAUGCUACAAGAGUAUUCAAUCUUGAUGAAACAGGUGUGCAACUUUGGUCAAAAACUGCUAAAAAUUCUUGCUCUGAAAAAUUAUUGUAA
Messenger RNA from Parnassius apollo (apollo), 2571 nucleotides. The record is from the annotation of a GenBank genome assembly. Lineage: Eukaryota; Metazoa; Arthropoda; Insecta; Lepidoptera; Papilionidae.